CUCCUUUCACGCACAAAAAAUCACAGAUCAAACGAGUUGUUCCUCUCUCCUUCAACGAGCUUCUCCGUCGCACGAGCUUCUUCUUCUCCUUUCCUCACUCACAAUGCCACCGCCGCCACCCUAACCACCGCAGCUACCUUCUCCUUCUUCUUCUCUCUUUUAAACACUGAACCAGUGGAACACAGCCCCUGUCUCUCUCGUUCUUUCUCGUUCGCAGAACAAAUCAAGCUCAAGCUCCUAUUCUCUUCGUCUCAGGUGAGCUCCAGCACGCUGGUGCCACCUGUAGCAGCGUCUGUCCUCACCACCGCCGCGCCUCUCUCUCCUUUUAUCCCCACUCAGUUCUGGUUCGCAUAUUUUCUCAGCGCCGCAGCCAUCAUCUCCUCCAGUCAAUGCUUCCAGUGUGAUAGUGAUCCUUCUAAGAGAAUACGAUUAUGGAUUAUGCUUUACAAGGGUUGAACUUUGAGAUCUGCUUAGAGCUUUGUUAGCUGCAAUUCUUCUAUUCCAUAUGUCUUACUAAUGAAUCACCUUCAAUUUUUCUAUUGGUGAUAAAGCCAUCAGAAGAAAGGCAAAUUUUGUUACUGAUGAUAAAGCUAACCAAGGCAAGCUUGUCUCUACUUAAAUCCUUCUGCAUAUAUACGAUAGAAUAAUAUUUGGUUUGGAUAGUAACCAAUUUUCAAAUAAGUCCAUAUAGUUAAAAAAUUUGUAAUCUGUGUGGUUUUUUUUGUUGUGUGUGGAGGAAGGCAUUGUUACUGAAUUGAGAAUACAGCAUGGAACAAAGCAGAUUGGUUUCAUGGCUGUUAUGUUCACUUCUUCUGUUGAUGAUGGAGAUUUCUGCUGCUGUUCUUUCUCCUUCUGGCAUAAACUAUGAAGUUCUAGCUUUGAUGGCGAUAAAGAAUGAAUUGAAUGAUCCCACAAUGUCCUGGAGAAUUAGGAUAGUAAUUCUGUUGAUCCUUGCAGUUGGAGGAUGAUUACUUGUAACCUUGAUGGCUCUGUUUUAGUAUUGGAAUGCCUAGUCAGAACUUGUCUGGUACUCUAUCUCCUUGGGUUGGAAAGCUUACUAACUUACAAUCUGUGUAAGUUGUCUGGAUUUUCAUUAGCCUACAGCAAUUGGAAGCCUAGAAAAGCUUCAGACACUUUAUCUCUCCAAUAACAAUUUUAGUGGCGAGAUACCGAAUUCUUUGGGAGGCCUCAAGAACCUGAAUUAUUUACGGUUGAAUAAUAAUAGCCUUACAGGACCGUGUCCUCAGUCUUUAAGCAACAUAGAAGGUUUAACACUUGUAAACUUCUCCUACAAUAAUCUGAGUGGUUCCUUGCCAAGAAUACCAGCAAGAACAUUAAAGAUUGUCGGAAAUCCAUUAAUUUGUGGUCCGAAAUCCAACAACUGUUCUACUUUAUCGGAGCCAAUUUCCUUCCCUCCAAAUGCACUAAAAGGUUUGUAUUUGGAUAUACGUUCGGAUAGAUGACAACACUUGUGAUAUUCAUCGAAAAGAUAUUUAUUGCAGGUUAGCUUUCUGUAUGAAUGGUUGGUUGGUUUAUGCAUAUACAAUUUCUAAAGUGAGAUUUUUCUUUUCCUCAGUUGUGUCAUUUAUGGCUGCAUUAGGCUUCUUGCUAUAUGGAGGAAUGUGAGGUUUCUGCAUUGUCUUAUUUGAAUACUUGUCUCAUUUAAAUACUUGUAAUUAUUUCUUAAAUCACAACAAAUUUUGACUUGAGUCUUAAUUUGUCAUAUAUAAAUUACUCAUUUAAUAAGUAAAUCUCAGAAGAAUUUUUUCAUAUCAAUUUAGUUGUGACAUUAUAUUGCAGUUUGAAUCUAUCAUAGCUAUUUGUUUCACUUGUUUUCUGAUAAGGUGGGUUAUGGUGAGUGAUAACCAUUGUCUUAAUAUACAUGGACCAUAUAAAAUAAUGCAGUAUAUAUAGUAUAUUUGUUUAGUAGUUCAUAACCUUAAUUAGUCCCUUGUAAAUACAAGCUUUUUUCUUUAGUGGAUAUUAUAUAGACACAUCCCUUGUAAGGUUCAUUUAUCUUUCAGUACUGAUACUAGAUUGACAAACUUUAAGAUGUCUCCUUUAUGCUUAUCUUCCUAAUAAUUAGAACCUUAAUGGUGGAAAGCAAUCAUAUGUCUAGCUUGGCUAAUAAUUAGAACCCUAAUAGUUUCUUUCAUAUCUUUCAUUAUACAACUUGUUAGUUCUCUUAAUUCACCAUCUUCUCUAUUCUAUUGUGGCGUGUCACUGUUUAGGAAAAAAAUUAUGUGGAACAAGACAUGCAGAUUUUGGAAAUUUAAGUUAAACAUAUUUAGAUUAAAACAAUACAUGAUUAUUUAAUUACCAUUACUUGUGCUAUAUAAAUUAUUAAUUCUGUUUUUUAUAUGUUCUCAAUUCAGCAAUAUGGUGACAUUAGGUGACAGCAAUAUGUUUACAUGCAGUAUAUAAAGUCCUAAAUGACCACAUGAAUAUUCUUGGGAAUACUCUUGAAGAAAUUGCUGGUGAGAAGGCUGGUAUAUUUAAACUUUUACGGUGCCUCAGCCUGACGAAGCAAUGCUUGAAGAGAAGGCAAAAUGGUUUAAGAGUUGGUCUUGAUGAUCUUCCUCUCUUGUCAAACUUGAAUCUUAAUAGAUGCAAUAUUACCGACGACAGCUGUGAAAAAUUUUCACGUUCUAGUAGUGGUCAUCAUCAACAUCAACAUCAACAUCAUCAUCAUCAUCGUCAAGUAGUUGAAGAGGUUUUAGUGCAAAGGGUGAAGAAGGAGGAGGUUAAUGCAAAGAUAUCAGCAUGGCAGAACAACUGGAUUGCAAAGAUUAACAACAGAUUCAAGAGAGAAGAUGCUGUCAUCAAAGGCUGGGAGAGUGAGCAAGUUCAGAAGGCUACUUCUUGGAUGAAAAAAGUUGAGGUUUUCAGCUUUUAUCAAUAUCCAAGAAUCAAAAUAAGGUCAUGACUCAUGACAAAUGCUCUUACAACAUCUGUCAGCGAAAUAUUGCAGACUUUCGAAUAUACUUACCAACC
Messenger RNA from Arachis ipaensis, 2994 nucleotides. NCBI's taxonomy places the organism in Eukaryota, Viridiplantae, Streptophyta, Magnoliopsida, Fabales, Fabaceae. The record is from RefSeq and is a predicted model, not a curated record.